Molecule: messenger RNA, 1520 nt
Organism: Manihot esculenta (cassava)
Lineage: Eukaryota; Viridiplantae; Streptophyta; Magnoliopsida; Malpighiales; Euphorbiaceae
Product: probable terpene synthase 6
Exons: 6
Coding region: 15-1520 (501 amino acids)
Biological process (GO): diterpenoid biosynthetic process
Molecular function (GO): terpene synthase activity; magnesium ion binding
Source: RefSeq, a predicted model, not a curated record
UGCUCAAAGAAAAGAUGAAGGAUGUGUUAGUUCAACCUGCAAAAGAGUUAAUACAAAAAAUUGAGUUCAUCAACUUAUUAUGCCGUUUUGGUGUGUCGUAUCAUUUUGAUAAUGAGAUUGAAGAACAACUUAAUCAUAUUUUCAUCUUACUUCCUAAGCUCCUUGAUAACAAUAACCAUGAUUUCUACAGUAUAACACUUCUAUUUCGAGUUAUGAGGCAAUAUGGAUACAAAAUAUCUCCCGAUGUGUUUAACAAAUUCAAGGACAAAGAUGGAGGGUUCAAGAAAACUAUCACCAGUGAUGUGAAAGGCCUUCUUAGCUUAUACGAAGCAACAUUUCUAAGUAUACAUGGAGAAGACAUUUUAGAUGAAGCUCUUGCCUUUACAAGGCAACAAUUGGAAAUCUUAAUUCCACAAUUAAGCCCUCGUGUUGCAAAUCAUGUAAGAAAAGCUUUGCGGCAGCCAAACCACCAUGACAUAGAUAGAAGACAGGCGAGGGAAUACAUAUGCUUUUAUGAAGGAGAAGAGUCACGAGAUGAAUCUCUUCUCAAAUUUGCAAAGCUGGAUUUUAUUCGACUGCAACUAUUAUAUAAACAAGAGUUAGCAUCACUCUCAAGGUGGUGGAAAGAUUUAAAUCUUGUAGAAAAGCUUCCAUACAUAAGAGAUAGAAUUGCAGAGAGCUAUAUGUGGGCAGUCGGAAUUCAUUUCGAGCCUCAGUAUGCUCUUUCACGGUUGAUGUUGGCUAAGUAUAUACAGUUGUUAACAUUGAUAGAUGAUACAUACGAUGCAUAUGGAACAAUUGAUGAACUUCAAACUUUUACUGCUGCAAUUGAAAGGUGGAAUAUUGGUGAAAUUAAUAAGCUGCCAGAUUAUAUGAAAGUUCUUUACAUAUUUAUCUUGAAAUUUUUUGAUGAAAUAGAGAACAAUGGCGAAAUAGAGAAUUUUGGCUAUCGAACCUCUUACGCCAAAGAGAAGUUGAAAGAGAUAGUGAAGGGAUACUUUGUUGAGGCACAAUGGUUCAAUGAUGGUUAUAUACCACCUUUCGACGAGUUCAUGCACAAUGGACUAUACACUAGCGGCCAUGGUGCAAUUCCAGCAAUAUCCUUCAUCAGACUGGAAAAUAUUGUAGGAAAUAAGGAAUAUGAAUGGGUAGAAAGCAAUCCAAAAAUUAUCAAGUCCGUCAAGUUACUUUCCCGUCUAAUAAAUGACAUAACAAAACGAAAGGAUGAAGAAAAGAAGGGCGAUGGUCCAUCAGGUGUGGAUUGCUAUGUGAAUGAAUACAGUGUGUCGCAAGAAAAGGCAACAGAAGAAAUUAAGAAAAUGUGUGAAAAUGCAUGGAAGAACAUGAAUGAGGAGUAUAUGGAGGCAAGUGGUGUGUCGAGAGCUCUACUCAAGUAUUACCUCAGCUUAGGACGUACGUUAGAGUUUAUUUACGAUAAGCACAUCGAUUACUUCAUUGAUGCAUCAAGCAUGAAGCAGUAUAUUACAUCAUUAGUGCUCGAGCAAUUGGCUUUGGAUUAA